AUGUCUUCAAUAGAAGCCUCUGCCUCUCGGGCCUUGUUCCUCUCCUCCGUCAUGCACAUCCUGCACCGGACGGUCCGCAGCACUGGGAAAUACGCUUCCGGCAGCAACGCCGCCUCGUCUCUUCACAUCGGCUUCCACCUUUUGCGUGUGCUACGAGAUGUGAUUGUACCUCUGAUCGACACGUAUGGGGCAGUAUCAUGUUGCCGACCGCGUCCGCAGCGGGGUUUCUCGACACGGCGGUGCCAGGAGACGGUGGCAUCUCAAGACGGCAAAUCCCUUCCCCUCAAUUCACGGGUCAGGAAUGAGGGCCAGGCCAGAUGCCGGGUCGUCCGACCGUGCGAUGUAAUUCUCCCAGACAUCGUGGUCCGGAUCAAUGUCGCUGCCCUCGCCACCGUGGUCAGUAGUUUGCACUACUGUCUACUGCCUUCCACGUUCAUGCGGCGCUUUGCUUCAAAGCCCUAA
Molecule: messenger RNA, 462 nt
Organism: Aspergillus aculeatinus CBS 121060
Lineage: Eukaryota; Fungi; Ascomycota; Eurotiomycetes; Eurotiales; Aspergillaceae
Exons: 2
Coding region: 1-462 (153 amino acids)
Source: RefSeq, a predicted model, not a curated record